AUGCGUGCUUUAUCCAUAUACACAAAGGAAUUCAUGUUCAAAAUUAAGGAUGUUGUUAUGAAAAACCAGACUGCCAUGUUUGGCGUGCCAGUGUCUAGUCAAGCGCUCAAAUACUGCAAACGCGGAAAUCGAAUUCGUGCAGGUUGGCAAAUUGCCCUUGGUCGAACUACUCCUAACAAGGUUACUGUACCUACUUUUGUGAGUAACACUGUCCGUUCUGUGUUUGGGAAGUUUCCGGACGCAUCCUACAUGCUCCAGCGAGAGGAAUUUCGCACCUCUUGUGAUCUGCGUCUUCAAGCGUCAUGGCUCAAUGAGGAUGUGGACGAUUCCGUGGUCCAACUGGAAAAUUUCGUCUGCUUCAAACAGAAUAGACAACGGCAUAGGAAGAAGUAG
Echinostoma caproni is the source of this 393-nucleotide messenger RNA. The record is from the annotation of a GenBank genome assembly. Lineage: Eukaryota; Metazoa; Platyhelminthes; Trematoda; Plagiorchiida; Echinostomatidae.